Molecule: messenger RNA, 4182 nt
Organism: Alternaria infectoria
Lineage: Eukaryota; Fungi; Ascomycota; Dothideomycetes; Pleosporales; Pleosporaceae
Exons: 4
Coding region: 1-4182 (1393 amino acids)
Source: RefSeq, a predicted model, not a curated record
AUGUCGUCGACCACCUUGACGCCUAUCGUCCAACAGGCGGUCGAGCAUCGCCUCGAAGAGCUCGAACGCACCAAGAAGUCUUUCGAGCGGCGCUACCUCUCUGAAGCCGUGGAGUCUGAUCAGCCAAGUGUUAUCGUACGUCUUGAUAGGCUGCUGAACGGAGUGAAGAAUCUGGAGCCAAAGCUUGACGAAGAGGACGGCGAUUGGUUGACAGAGACUAUUAAACGAUGCAUCGAACAAGCCAAGGAUGACGGUGCGAUAUCCGAGAAGAAGCUGUUGAGGCUAGAGAAGAGCCUCCGCAAUAAACUGAGCAGGUUUCGCAACCGCAUGGAGGUGUCAUGUCUACACGCACAGCUCAUCAAGGAAGCUACAAACGCGGCUAAAAUCGAAACGGCGGCUACUAAGCUCGAGACUGUAGCACCAGACGACGAUGACGAUUUCGAAGUAGUCGAUAACGAAAGCGAAGAAGUUCUCGAAAAGUUCGAGAAAGCCUGUUCCCAGGCUACAAACGUGGACAACCAAUCGAUCGAGACCUAUCUUUCGAGCUUGUUCACGUCCGAAGACGAACACCUACAAUCGAUCCGAGACGGGAUGCAAGCAUACGGAGACGAUCUGAGCAGCGGAGAGAUUGAGGUAGAUGAGGAGUGCUUGACGUGGAUAAUGUCGGACUUGAUGAAGUCGGAACGGAUCAGCCCCGAGCGAAGAGCUACCCUCGCAGGGUAUCUGCAGUCACCCGAUGCAUUACGAGAGCUUGUCGCGACCUUGAACAUGAUGAGCUAUCGUGACUGGAAUUACAGAAACGCGGAGGCGGGCUUGCCAGUCGAAGUGCGCAAAACGAAGAGCGGCCAGCAUUACGUUCACGUCGAGGUAGACAUUAUCGACAUGUUGUUCCUGCAUUGCUGUGCGAUUGGGUGGGCCGUGAAGUUGAACGAGUGUCUGAAAGAAUUCGUUCACGAGUCGGGUCUGUUUCGCUGUGCUCUGUUGGCAGAAGCGGAGCUCGACAAACGUGCUUUCUUCUUCGACACACCUCGUCUUGCAUGUGGGGAUUAUCUGUCGCCACCACCGCCACCCUUACCUUACGUGUUCCAAUCAAUACCUCCUCCUCCCCCUGGUCUACCUCUGUACAACAGCAGAAAGGGUAGUCGAAAGAAGAAGAGGAGUGAUGAGAAGAUGUAUCCCAUAAUGCACCCGGCACCUCCACAGCCACCGCCAGCUGUGCCGAUGGAUGUAGAAAGUCUUCGAAGUGACAACUACAAACAGCAUUUCUUCAUGUCGCGUCUCCCUCACAAAGACGGCGAAGUACCCAAGAUUGUUUCGUCCGAAGACGUACAAGCAAGAUUGAUCAAGACUCUCGCUGUGGAAUGCAAACUUCGAAAGGCGUUCGAUGGCAAGGUGUGCGCUACAACUUUGGAGUUCGACUCAGUUGCCUCUACAAUUCCCCAUCAAACCAUCAUCACCGCAUUGAGGUUUCUUGGUGUCCCGGAAGUCUUCCUCGAGUUCUUUACUCGUGCUCUGGAGCCCAAGCUGGGCAUCCGAGGUUCAGCCAGUGAGGUGGAUAAACUCCUAACGCCUGCUAGUGGAGUAGCGGUUGCUCAUGGCCUGGAGAUGUUGUUCAGCGAAGCUGUGCUGUUGUUCCUCGAUCUUGCCACGCACAAAGCGACGAAGUCGUACAUGUACCGUUUGUAUGACCGCUGCUACUUUGUCGGUAUUGCGGACCAGGUCAAGAGUGCCGAGCAAGAAGCUGCCCGUUUCUCUGAUAUCAUGGGGAUGAAGCUGCGCAAUACCUCGUCCAUUGGCGGGCUCUCCAUCGGACUUUUGACCAUGGGCUCGCAGGAAUCCCUGACUUUCGAUAAGAGUGAGGAAUUAAGCGUGGAUGAGAUCAAAGUCGCCCUAUACGCAACCCACGUAAAAGCUAGGCUCAAAGCAUGCUCAACCGUACUGGAGUGGAUUCGCGAAUGGAAUGACAGUGUCGGUACCUACGCAGCACAGCUCUUCGGGCCUCUUGCCAAUGUGUUUGACGCAGCACAUCGCGAUGCCGUCAAGUCCGCUUACAGACGUAUCCACUCUAUCGUACUUGGUGGUAGUGACUUGACCACAUACGUUGUGAAGAUGCUCAACCCCCAUCUGAAAUGUGGUCUGGAGCGUAUGUCUUUUGAUCUUGAGCCCAUCAUCUACCUCCCGCAAUCUUAUGGUGGCCUCGGUGUAAAGACUCCGUUUGUCGCUUUAGCAUCCGCCGCCAAGAUUAGUGAAUCUGGUUCCGGAAGGAUUGAAGGAUAUCUCAGCGAAGAGGCUGCCUACUACGAAAAAGCCGCAGACCGAUACACUCUGGCGUCAGGCCAGCGUCAGCAAAGGCUCGAGACAAUCUUCAACAAUGACCUAUCAAGGAUGAUCUCAGCGCUUGGUUCUGAAACCACAUCCAGCGUAUGUCUCGACGCCCUUCCGUUCAUGACGGAAGCUGAGAUGACGGAACAUCGCGAACGUACUUCAUACCCACUGCUCACCAGUUACUUCUGGAAGCUCGGUCCAGUGACAGUGCCUGAUCUUCUCAGCCUCUAUCAUGAUCUACUUGGCGAGGACACUGUUCGCAUUGAAGAAAGUCAAAGGACCAAGCGGGAGGUACAACGUCUUUCCCGAACGAGGGAUCUGAAAGACUGGUACAGAGUGAGCCAGCUGGAAAAAUGGACGUUGCAGCUCUAUAGCGAAGAGUGCUUUGAAAGGUACGGCGGCCUUGAAAUCUGGUGGGCUGAGGGCAUGCCCGUGGAAGUCUACAACAGCCUCAGAGGUCACAUGGCGGAUGAUGACGACGACGGCGACGAUUGCGAAAACGACAAGAUGCUGUCCAAGCUGGCCUUUUUCCUCGCUUCUUCCAAUGUUGCUUUCUCUGCUCCAAGUCUCGACCCCCGUCAGGCAGUAACCAUUGCCGUGGACUCCAGUAAGACCUUCCAAACGAUUGACGGUUUCGGUAUCUCCGAGUUCUACGGUCGCGCUGGAAACAUCAAGUCUCUGGCAGCUGCUGCCCAGAAGCAAACUCUUGACCUUCUCUUCGAUCCUACUACCGGCGCAGGCUUCAACAUCCUGCGCAACGGCAUUGGCUCUGGCCCUUCCAGCGGCUUCUCUAUUGAGCCCAACAGCCCCGGAUCGCCCACUGGAACACCAAAGUACCAGUGGGAUGGCUCCGACAACAACCAGGUUUGGUUGACGAAGCAAGCGCAAGCCCGCGGCCUCAAGACCAUUUAUGCCGAUGCUUGGUCUGCUCCUGGGUUCAUGAAGACCAACGGUAAAGACUCGAACGGAGGAAGCCUUUGCGGUGUCGAUGGCACGUCCUGCGGCAACUGGACCCAAGCUUACGCCAACUACCUCACACAAUACGUCAAAUACUACAAGCAGGAGGGCAUUGACGUGACGCAUCUCGGCUUCUUGAACGAGCCCGACUAUACCACCGCAUACUCCUCCAUGCGAUCGACCGGACAGCAGGCCGCCGAUUUCAUCAAAGUCCUCGCUCCCACCGUCAAGGCCUCUGGUCUGAAGGUAAAGCUCACCUGCUGCGAUGCCACCGGCUAUAACGCUCAGAAGGCCAUGCUUCCAGGACUCGCUGCAGUCGAUUCCCUGUACGACGUCGUCACCACCCACGGUUACAGCUCCGACCCCACAGCCCCCUUCGCUACUUCCAAGCACAUGUGGAUGACUGAGACUGCGGAUCUCAGUGGCAAGUGGACAGCCAGCUACUACACCAACGGCGGUGCCGGCGAAGGUCAGACCUGGGCCUCCAAGAUCUACACUGCUCUCGUCGACGCAAACUUCUCGGCAUACCUCUACUGGGAGGGUGCCGAGGACGCCGGAACCAACCCUACCAACUCCGUCCUCAUUGACAUUCACGGUGGCGUCGUUGCGCCUUCCAAGCGCUUCUGGGCUAUGGCACAGUGGAGCCGCUUCGUCAAGCCUGGCGCCGUUCGCGUCAGCGCUGGUGGCAGGACCAGCACGCUCAAGACAUCUGCUUUCAAGAACACUGAUGGCUCAGUCGCUGUGCAGGUCUUGAACACUGGCGCGUCUGCAGCGACCGUCAGCAUCACUGGUGUCUCGGGUAAAGCGUCUGCGUUCAUCACCAACGAAAGCCACGGGCUUGAUGCGAUGACUGGAAACAGCGUGCCCGCACAUUCCAUGGUCACUUUCCUUUACAAGUAG